Messenger RNA from Octopus bimaculoides (California two-spot octopus), 819 nucleotides. Its product is annotated as alanine aminotransferase 1. The record is from RefSeq and is a predicted model, not a curated record. Gene Ontology annotation, biological process: biosynthetic process. Gene Ontology annotation, molecular function: pyridoxal phosphate binding; transaminase activity. Lineage: Eukaryota; Metazoa; Mollusca; Cephalopoda; Octopoda; Octopodidae.
AUGGAUUCCAUUGCACAGAAAGAGAGAGGCUUUCAAAAGAGAUUGAAAUUUGAUGCAAUUCUGCAAACGGAGGAUUACAUUCAAUACAGUUAUUUAAACGAGAUCAUCGUACUCUGCUUAUAUUCAGAUCUUUCAGAAUCUUCUAAUUUUUCUGAUGAGGCAAAACAACUGGCACAUCAUUACUUAAGCAAUUUCAAAGGAAAAGAUGUUGGUACUUAUUCGAAGACAAUCGGUGAAGAGUUCACAAGAAAGGACGUCACAAAUUACAUUUUAGAACGUGAUGGUACCUUAAAUCUGGACCAAGACGAAGAGGUUCUCAUUGAGAAUAACGAAUGUUCAUUAUUGAAUAAUAUCUUAAAAUUGUUCAUAGGUGCUCAUAUGAAUAGUGGUUAUGGCAUUCUAAUUCCUUAUCCCUCAUCACCUAUUAUUCAGGAAGUAGUCGAAAUAUGUGCGUUUUUGCCUGUUCCCUAUUAUUUGACAGAAGCAGCAGAUCACUGGACAAUUAAGGAGGAAGCACUUGUGAAAGCUCUAGAAAGAUCUGAUUGCAAAAUAAAGUGUAUGAUUUUGGAGAAUCCUGGAUAUCCAACAGGUCAUCUUUAUUCAGAAAAAGAACUGGAGAUAUUUUUCCGUGUGGCCAAAAAUCAUGGCAUUGUGCUUAUAGCAAUAGAAAAUUUACAAAUGGAUGUUUAUAGGAAAAACAACUUUUUAUCAUCCAGGAAAGCACUCAUGCAAAUGGGUGAAAUUUACAAAUCUGUGCAAUUAAUGUCCUUGUUUUCGUUAGCUAGAAGUCCACAGGGUGACAAAGUAUCUACUUUUUAA